ACCGACAAAAAAGUCUUAAUAAUAUAGUCAAAUCUUUCAGACACAACAAAAGAAUUUUAUUUGUGUUAAGAAUAAAAAUUUCUUUGAAAUAUGAAGGCGAAACGUAAGGAUAGUGCUACCUCUUUGGGGGCCAAACGCGGCUCUAGGCCUGCAUCCCGUCGUCCUUCGCAGUUAAAUGUGGAUACAGCAGCAACACCGACACCACCAGCCCAACAAGAAACAAAUCCACAAGAACCAACUCCUUCAGCAACACAAGAACCUGUACCGGAUGCUACAGCUUCACCAGAUGCUUCCCAGACGCCACAAGAGGAAGCACCACCAGCGCCAAGUGAAGUACAGGUGAAAAAUGGUGCAAAUGUUCCACAAGUCGACGGACUGAGCCUUGUGGGAGCCAGUACAGUGGUCUCUACAGCAGCGCCCACGCCCAUCGACUCGGACUUUCUUGAUGCAGAAUUGUCGCACGGUGAACUCCUGCCGAAUGCAAAUGUUAGUAUAUACAAUGCCUAUAAUGUGGGACCGGCAUUCGGUUGUAAAUUUCCCAUUCCCAUGAUACGUUUAAUGGUCGAGCGUUUGCUAAAAGAAAAGUUGGAUGGUAAAAACUAUACAGCCGGCGAAGCUGUCAAAUGGACUCGGGAUGUGGCCGAUGAUGUCAAUUUGAGAAUGAAAGGAGCCUGCCAUCAGACACGCUAUAAACAUGUGGUCAAUGUAAUAAUCUAUCAGCAAACUGGAGCUGGUUGCUUCUAUGGAGCUCGAGCUAUAUGGGAUGUUAAUUCCGAUGACUAUUUCUCCAUGAGCUAUGAUGGCGGCAGUUUUGUCUGCAUAGUCACUCUCUUUGGAUGCUAUCAGUAUUGAUUAAGUAUAAAUUAAAUAAAAUACAAGUUUAAAUCAUUUAAAACAAA
Molecule: messenger RNA, 899 nt
Organism: Drosophila willistoni
Lineage: Eukaryota; Metazoa; Arthropoda; Insecta; Diptera; Drosophilidae
Product: dynein light chain Tctex-type protein 2B
Exons: 1
Coding region: 91-852 (253 amino acids)
Biological process (GO): microtubule-based movement
Cellular component (GO): cytoplasmic dynein complex; cytoplasm
Molecular function (GO): dynein intermediate chain binding
Source: RefSeq, a predicted model, not a curated record